AUGAAUGCAACCUGGUUCAAGAGGAAGACUGAUGGCCCAAGACCAACAGAGGCCUCAUCAGCGGAAACGUGUGGUGUCCGCAAAGCGCCGGCGCUGCGAUACGAUCUUCGACCCACCGAAAAAAACGUUGGAAGCCGCUGUCUAGUGCGAGCGAUGCGCGAAGUGGGAGAACUCGAGGAGAGGGAAGGGCGAGCUCGGGCCGUCCAGAGUCAAGACUCCAUUGUCAAGCAACGUGAGGAGCUAGGCGAUGGUCAUGAUCCAUUACACUAUUCAUGGCCGGGCGCUGGUCCCUGGCGAGAAGGAAGAAUCUCUCUUGACCCCUUUAGAAGUUCUCAGCAAUCUUGGUCCACCCAAAUCGUUGAUCUCCGACGUGAUCUCCAGAAGUUUAGGUUGGUCCAUGCUGGUGGACAUGACGGUGGGGAGGAUUUCGGGUUUCAUCCGAGGAUUUGCGGUUGCAGCUGCAGCCCCCAAGUUUGAUUAUCGUUGAAGUGCGAGUUUGGACGGAGAGACAAAGAUGGGACUGAGACACAUGAGACGAUUGUGUCCGGGUUGUGUUGCUGCUGGUUACCAUCGACGGCCCGUUCAAACUUCACGAUGGAUGAUGG
This is a messenger RNA of Colletotrichum acutatum, 605 nucleotides long. RefSeq lists its product as uncharacterized. The record is from RefSeq and is a predicted model, not a curated record. The transcript is spliced from 3 exons. The coding region runs from base 1 to 477 and encodes 158 amino acids. Lineage: Eukaryota; Fungi; Ascomycota; Sordariomycetes; Glomerellales; Glomerellaceae.